ACCGGCUUUGGAUCGAGAAAGGAGUGGCGGAAACUUGAUUGUAGAUGGCUGAAACCCUAAGUUUGAAGAGAUGCGAUGGUGAUCAUGAUCGCAGAUGGGAUUAAGUUUCUGCUUUUGUCGUUGGCCAGUGCACGAAGAACAAGAAGUGUGUGUUUCUUUAAUUGCGGCACGUUCCACUUUCCCAAUUAAAUAUUUCUCUUUCCCAUUCUCAUCAUUUAAUAUUUAAUUUAAAAUUCAAUUCACAAUUAAAUAUUAUACUUAUUUUUAUCUAUUUUUGUUUACUUAUGUUUUGACUUUUGCAGCAAUAGGUGGUGACGAUUAAGACUCUGCUCCUAUAUGGAUAGUUUCUAGACAAGUCUGUAAGUUGACAUCCAAUUGAAUUCAUACGGUGUAGUAUGAUUUUAAAAUUACUUUGCUAAUUAGACUUUGUAAAAUCUGGUUAUCUGAAUGCAUCAUAUGCUCCAAUAUCAUGUCUAAUUACAUUAUGCGUUUGCAUCUAUACUUUAAAGAGCAUGAGCUCUGGGCAAACCAAUUAAGCUGGGAGCAAAAACGGCCAUGGGUUUCUACCCGGGCACAGCCAAGGUUUGUGUUGAGAUGGAUGUCUCCCUUGCCAAACCUCCAAAGAUCCAUGUGAGACUAGGCUCAAAAGAUGUGUGGCUCCCUUGCACUUAUGAAGAUCACCCUCUUUACUGCUCCCAGUGUAAAAGAUUUGGCCAUCUCCUUUCCCAUUGCCGGAGGAAAGGUCCGGUGGUGGUGGUGGGCCAUCAGGGAGCGGGGAACUCUAUUCCACAGAUUCAAGAAUGGAAAAUGGUCACCAGGAAACGUCCAAAACCCAGUCUGGUUGUGUCUCCAAAGUCCCCUCCUUUCAGUAAGACCCUUUCCCAACAACCCAUUAUUAAUUCUCACCAACAGCUAUACUCCAAAAACCCUGGUACCCCUGGGACUUCCACUUCCUCUUUGGCAUCUUGUCCUCAAUUUUUUUCCCAACCCUGCAUGCCACUACUCCAUCCCAUUGUGGAAGACACCUCAGAUGUUGAAUCACCUCUCCAUAAACCCACUUUGUACCGGGCCCUACCACCUUCACCCUUGCAAACCCUAACCCCCCCUUUGCCGCCACCUCCCUUUCCCCCAGACCUUUCUUUCCUUUAUCCCAGUAAUCAUAAUUCUUGCCAAGAGAUAAUCCCCUUCAUCCAUCCUCUUUCCCCUCAGCCUAUUCUAGGGAGUAAAGAUGACUCUUUCUUACCCAUAACCUCUGAUCCUUCUUGGGAGCCUGAGGAAUUUGACAAUGAAGAUCCUGAAAGCAUCUCACCUUUGGGCUACCACUCAGAGGGAGACCAACCCACUCCUCAGCAAACCCCUAUUUCUCCUAUGGAGAUGGACUUAUCAUUGUGCUCCAAAGUCUCAAUGCCUUUACAGAAAUCAGGAUUUGAAAAAGCAUCACAUGGUCUCACUGGUUAUGCAACCAGGAGCAAGACAAGGAAGAGAUGGAUUUUUUGGAAUAAUGACUACCUUGUCCUUACCUCUUACCAAGAUGAAAACCAGAUCACCCACUGCCAUUUCACCCUCACAGCCUCCCAAUCACCUAUCAUCAUAACCUCAGUCUAUGGUGCCCACUCUAUAGCUGACAGGAGAGAACUUUGGAGCAAUCUUCAGAAUUACAGCAAGCUCAAUCAUCAAUGGAUAAUUGGGGGAGAUUUCAACACCAUUGCAUCCCUUACUGAAUUCAAAGGGAAAUGUAUACCAAGCUCUCAAGGUAUGGAAGAAUUUUCAGAAUGUAUCUCAAACUGUAACUUGAUCACUCUGGAACCACAAGGUGGUUUGUUCACUUGGUCUGGGACCCAGAGCCAAGGAAGGACCUGGAGGAGACUCGACAGAAUACUGGCUAAUAUAUCUCUUCUAGCUUAUUAUGAUGAUGUCUCCUUAAAGCACCUGUCCAAAUUCAAUUCAGAUCAUAAACCCCUUUUGGUACAUUGUAGUAAGUCCACUCCUACUGGUCCAAAGCCUUUUAGAUUCCUUAAUGCUUGGACCUUGCAUGACACCUUCCAUUCCAUGGUUCAAAAGACUUGGGGUAAUCUGCCCACCAUAGGAGGAAUGAGGGGAUUGGCUAACAAACUAUCUAGCCUCAAAGCAGCCCUUAAAACCUGGAACAAGGAAACUUUUGGAGACAUUUUCUCCCAACUUCAACAAGCAGAAGACAAAGCUUUGGAAACGGAAAAGGAUUUUGAGAUCAAUCCUUCACAAGAAAAUAGAGAAAUUAUGCAGAAAGCCAAUGCAGCCUUGAUUUAUGCCACAAACCUGGAAGUCCAAUACUGGAAGCAAAAGGCAAACAUUAGAUGGCUGGAAAAGGGAGAUUCCAACUCCAAACUCUUUCAAGCCUAUGUUAAAGGAAAGAGAAGGAAACUCUCUAUAUCUCAUAUUAUUAAACCAAAUGGAGCAGGCACUAGCAACCCCUCUGAGAUCAAGACAGAAGCCAUCUCCUUCUUUGAAAACAGCUUCAAGCAAUGCCAACAUCCUUCUUUUGAUCCUAUCCUUCCUCUCAUCCCCUUGAUCCUAACCUCAGAUGAUAACCUCAGAAUCUGUGCCAUCCCCUCUAUGGAUGAAGUUAAACAGGCUGUUUGGGAACUAGAUGGCAAUAGUGCAAGUGGACCUGACGGGUUCAAUGGAAAUUUUUUCAAAGCUACCUGGGAAACUAUCAGACAGGAUGUUCUCACUGCAUCUCAAGAAUUCUUCAUGGGGCAACCUAUUCCUAGAGCUUAUGGAAGCACUUUUUUGACCCUCAUCCCAAAAACUGAUAACCCUAAAAGAUUUGAAGACUACAGGCCUAUUUCUCUCUCCACUUUCAUGAGCAAAAUUAAUACCAAACUCCUUGCAAACAGACUCAACAAAAUUCUGCCCAAAUUGAUUUCUAAGGAACAAGCAGCAUUCCAAAAAGGAAAAUCCAUUGAUGACCAUAUCCUUAUGGCACAAGAAGCUGUCCACCUCCUUGACAAAAAGAUUCAACAUAUGGAGAAGGCUAUUGGAAUCAGUAGAGGCAAACUCCCUUUCACCUACCUGGGAGCACCUAUUUGUCGUGGGAUUCUGAGAAAAGAACACUGCAAGGACAUCCUGGGACAUUUUGAGAAACGCAUCCACUCCUGGUACAGCAAAACCUUGAACCAAAUGGGCAGACUUAUCCUUAUCAAGCAUGUGCUUUCAUCAAUCCCAUUACACAUACUUGUAGUGCACACCCUUCCUAAAUCUAUCAUCCAUACUCUUACCAAGUACAUGGCUAAUUUCCUCUGGGGACAAAAGGAGGGUGCACAAAAAUAUCACUGGAUAAGGUGGAACAAACUGACAAAACCAGAGAAAGAGGGGGGUCUUGGAAUCAAAAGCUUGGAAGACCAACAUCAAGUGUACACUCUCAAGCUCUGGUGGAAGGCAAAAAAUGAUGUGGGCAUCUGGGGACCAUUUGUGAGAGCAAAAUAUAUGAAAACAGGAAUCAUAAAGGAGAAGAUCACUGACUCUCCCACUUGGAAGAGAAUUUGUAGAACAAAUGUACUUGCAGAUUCCCAUACCAGUGUUGUAGGCGAAGAUAUGCUCUGGAAUGGAGGUACUUUCAAUCUCAAGGAAGCCUACAAGGUGGUUCAAGAUAGUGGACCAAACCUACUCUCUUGCAAAUACAUUUGGCACAUCUCAAACACACCAAAAAUCAGGAUUUUCUUGUGGAAAUUACUCAAUGAUGGACUCCCCUUCCCACAAAACAUCUGCAAAUUCGCCUGUCAUCUCCCAAGCCUUUGCCUUUUAUGCCAAAACAACAAUGAUGACAUGGAUCACAGCUUACUCCAAUGUCCAACAGCCUCCCACGUAUGGAACAAGCUUGCCAUAAUGGCCAAUGGACCAAGGGUGAAGAAGGACACCACACUGCGCCAACAUCUCCUUGCAUGGUGGUUCGGAAGCAACACCAAACACUUCAAAGACUAUGAAGAAGGGAAAGGAGCGAUUACAGGUGACCGGGACAGAGAUGGUGGGGAAAAAAAAGCGAGGGCUGGAAAGAGGAAGUUGGUGGAUAUCAAGGCACCAUAUGGGUCGUUGAAGACAAGGUCCACACCGCAUGUAUUGAUGAAAGCAAUACAAAGGAUGAAUGUUGUUCAGCGUGCUGAGGUUGAAAGAAUUGGGUUUGGAUCAGUUUUAAGGCUUGAUAUUUGGGAGUUGCCAUCAAGAUUGGGUCUUUGGGUUGUAAGUAACUAUGAUGCGAGGAGCAGCUGCUUAAAACUUCCGGACAGUACGAAGAUGCACAUAACUGCCGAAGAUGUUAAUACCGUAUUGGGCUGGCCGGUGGGGGGAGAGCGGGUUCAGAAUAACAAGCGCAACAAGGACAAGUCACUGUUGAAUGAGUGGAGACUUAAGUUUGAUACGACGGGUAUUAAGAUCACUCCGAAUGAUGUUGUAGAGAAGAUGUUGGAGUGCACAGAGGGAGGAGAGUGGUUUGUGAGGCAUUUUGUAAUGCUAAUUGUGUCGGUGCUUGUGGAUAGCACAUCACACGGUUAUGUGAAUGCAUUGGUGAUGGACAAUUUGAGAGAUGUUGGAAGAGUUCCAAGGCUAGAUUGGUGUCAAUAUGUCCUUGACAAGCUCAUAGAGAACAAGUUGAAGUGGGAGAAAAAAAAGAAGCAGUUAUUCAGUGGUCCACUGUUGUUUCUACUGGUGUUCUACGUAGAUCGUGUGUCUGAUUUUUCAAGGACGGUUCCUAGGACAUAUCCAGUUGUGUUGGCCUGGAGUGGAAAGGAACUAAGGAAAAGAGAGAACAGUGAAGUUACUGAGGGGGGUUUUGGUUCAGGUCAUGACGAUGGGCGAAUGAGUCGUGAGGCGCGCAUUCAGCUGAACGGAGAUAUGAAUGAGAGAGAACAGGACUGAUAACUCGAGUUUGGGUUAAUAUUUUUAAUUCUCUUUUUGGCAUUUUUAGUACUUUUAUUGUUUAAUUUUCAUUUGUUUAGCUUAGUUUUAUUUUA
This is a messenger RNA of Cuscuta campestris, 4985 nucleotides long. Lineage: Eukaryota; Viridiplantae; Streptophyta; Magnoliopsida; Solanales; Convolvulaceae. The record is from the annotation of a GenBank genome assembly.